Drosophila grimshawi is the source of this 1209-nucleotide messenger RNA. RefSeq names its product putative gustatory receptor 58b. Gene Ontology annotation, biological process: sensory perception of taste. The transcript has a single exon. Lineage: Eukaryota; Metazoa; Arthropoda; Insecta; Diptera; Drosophilidae. The record is from RefSeq and is a predicted model, not a curated record. Gene Ontology annotation, cellular component: membrane. Bases 1 to 1209 code for a protein of 402 amino acids.
AUGUUGCAUCGUAGACUGCGCUUGCUGCUUAAAAUUAUCUACUUCCAGAUGCUCAUCUGGGGCUUAGUGCCGCGGAAACUGUGCAUAAGGAACGGUCGUGUUAGCAUCAGAAAAGUAUCUACCGGAUAUCUGAUUUAUAGUGUGUGCUUGAGUGCGAUAUUGCUGUUGCACAUACCGUUAAUGAUGACCCACGGCAUUAUCGACGGCUACAUGAGGAACCACAUUGUGCUGCAAUGGGGUCUGAUUGUGUCAUUGCUGAUGCGCAUUAUUGCCAUACUGAGCUGUUAUGGACUCGUUUGGUUGCAACGCCGUCGGCUCAUACAACUUUGCACGGACUUUGUGGUGCAUUGGAUGACACACUGGCACAUCCUGCGGUUCAUUGCCGGCGAGGAUGCACUGAGACAACUGCAAAUGCACCUUGCAUUUCAAUUGAGCCGCAAGCUAUGCGUUAAUUAUGCAAUGCUCAGCUGCUCGAUAUUUAUGCAGUGUCGACUGCUCACUGAGGUCCAACUGCCCGAGCUGCUGAUACGUUUCGUACCAAUUUUGAUGAUCUCCGUUGGAAGAAUUACCUUCUUCACGGUGCUCGUGCUUCUCAGUCAUCAGUUUCAGGCCGUACAGCUGGCACUGCAGGCACUCAGAAAAGAGGCCAGAUCCCGAUUGUUGGUGACAAAUCUCAGGCGGAUUGGUGCCGUUCACUUUGAGUGCCUGAAGCUAGCUAUGAGAGCCUUCAGCCUCUAUGAUGUUGCCAAUGCGAUCAUAUUUUUGAAUAUAUUUGUGGCCCAAGUAAAUAUUCUAUAUCAUGCCGUGCAAUUUGGCAAUAAGACAAUUGCAUCUGAUCACUGGGGCUUUAUGCUUGGGAAUGUAUUCGUGGCCCUCAACAUUUGGAAUUCCAUCCUACUUAUGAAUAUGGUAGAUUAUGCAGUUAAUUCCUGCAAUCAGACAGAGCAACAGAUUCGACAGUUCAACGAUCUACGAAUGCUGGGAAAGGACUCGGAAAGGGAGUUGGAACUCUUUAUGACUCAUUUGCGUGGUAACCGACUUGUCUACAGAAUUUGCCACUGUGUGAUCCUUGACAAACCAGCCUGCUUGGGUUAUAUGGCCUCAGUGCUGUGCUAUAUCAUCAUUCUAAUGCAGUUCGAUCUGAAGCGUAGGAAAGAAGCGGGUUUGAGAUACGAAGACUUCUUCAAUAAUGAAAAAGGUGUCAAAUAA